AGGCUUAUUCAAAAUGGCGUAGCCGUUAGAGGUCUACAUCUAACCCAGUCAGGAUCAACGGACUCUGUUUUCAUCUUCUUGUCGAGUUUAGGUCGCAUAUAUUAUUCCCUCUUUUGACAAUUAAAUAACCUUAUCAAAAUGACAGAGGAGAAAAAGUCCACCUCGUUGGGUUUCUUUUCGAGCUACGACGAUUUGAGCGACAGCAGCAGCGACUCGGACGAGGAGGGACAGAGUCGGAAGAAGAAAGCCGGGACCGAAGCUGCGGGCAGCGGCGUCCAGUCCUCUCAACACGGGACCAAGCGAGCCGCCGGUGGAGCUCCUUUACCCAGACCCGACGAACUGUUCGGCUCCGUGUCCAAGCCGGCUUUCCUCUACAACCCCCUGAACAAGCAGAUAGACUGGGACAGUCUGACGGUCAAGGCUCCUGAAGAGCCUGCCAGGGAAUUUAAGCCAUGGAAGACAAAUGCUGUACCCCCUCCCGAGAGCUACACUGCAGAGCCAGAGAGGAAGAAGGGACCUCCCCCAGGAAUGGACAUGGCCAUAAAGUGGUCCAACGUGUACGAAGAUAAUGGGGAAGACGCACCGCAGCCAUUCACCGGCAACGCUCGGUUCCUACCUGCAGAGGAGCAACCCUCUGAAUCUGACGACGAGGAAUCGGACAAGUCGGCUGCGUCGGCCAAGAAACAACGAGUGGAGACCUUCCAGCAGAAGGAGAAGAGGAAGAGGGACAUGGGGCAAGCCACGUCUGACAAGAACUUUGUAGAGGAAGAGAAAAGGAUCCUCAGGCAAAACGCUGAGUGAGGCCCAAAACUGUCUGCAGCCAGGAAGCAGUUUUUUUUAAUUUAAAUCUUAAAAUCCAAACAGAGAACAUUCUCAGAUUUCGCCGUGAAGGCCAAGCAAGUGAUAUGCUGGAGACACACAGGGUCAUUUUAAUCAGUAUACUGAGAAUAUCAGACACUCCAGCUGUGUUUUUUGUUAAUUACUGUCACAGGUCUUAAUUUUUAUAGCUUUGCUCACCAGCUGUCUUCCAAAGAUGCACCGGUGAGGGUUAUCAGUAGAAACUGCUUUAUAAAAUGCACAGAGUGCCGGGCAUUACCAGGCAAGCAAUCUGAGGCAUUCUCACUGGUCUUGUUUGAAUAAGUAAUUUUAACCGAAGGAAGUUAAGGCUAAAACUACAAACACAUACGCGACUUUAAAUAAAGGUGUAUCUUGCCGUCACAGACUGCACAGGAAGUCUAGUUAGUUGGCUUUCCCUCUUGUUUGUUUUUAAGUUGAAACAACGUCUGGCUGCGGCAGUUUACUCUGUUAUUGUGGUUUGUCUUGUACUAUAUUAUUCAACUCUGAAAUAUGACAGUGUGCGUGUAGUGUUAAUACAGUGUCUCCUUUAAAAACUUAUAAAAUGGUUGUAAAUCUCAUUGAAAUUACUACUUUCUACCUUUGGCCACUAGAUGUCGCCCUUGAGCUACACUAGACCUCCCUCCUUGUCAAUAGUGAAGUCAGAUCAGGUUUGAUUGUGUAGAUGUUGGGCACCUAACAACAACAAUCAGGGCCUGUGUGUGAGUGCGCACACGUGCGUGUGUGUGUAAAUAUAUACAGACACUGCUUGGCCAAAAAGAAAUAAAAAACACCUGAAUUUGGUGGAUUUGUAUUUUUUGGGGCAGGCUCUGAGUGUGUGUUUUCUCGUACAACUAUCUUUCCAAGGGCCAGGUUAAGUUUAACACCAUCAGAUUGGAGGGCUAGAGAAUGCAACGAGCGUCCUCACAAAGAUAGCCACAUAAAUGUGUGUGCAUGUGUGUAAUGCUUCCCAAAUAAGGAAUGACGAUCUUCGAUUCGGAAGUUUCUCUCGUCUCAGUUCUCUUGAGAUACUCGAUGCAUACAGACUGAUCAGUCUCAUGUACCUUGUAUAACACAAGACUUAAUAUCUGUGCUGAAAUAAGCAACAUCAACUUCCUACAUGUUAAGUAUUAUAACAGAAGAUUAUUGAAACACUGUUUUUGUUUUAUGGACCUUUUGUUUUUUCCACUGACUCUGUUCUUUCAGGUGUAAACAGCUGUAUUUUGUAGUAUUCGGCCAUAAACCACUAAAGGCAAUAAAGUGUGUUAUACUAAAGAAAAUGUCUGUCUUUUGUUUUGUUUUAAAUAAUAAAAUAAUUCUAAAU
This is a messenger RNA of Mugil cephalus (flathead mullet), 2158 nucleotides long. RefSeq names its product chromosome 6 C1orf52 homolog (gene c6h1orf52). Lineage: Eukaryota; Metazoa; Chordata; Actinopteri; Mugiliformes; Mugilidae. The transcript is spliced from 3 exons. The record is from RefSeq and is a predicted model, not a curated record. Bases 139 to 801 code for a protein of 220 amino acids.